CAGCCCGCACUGUAGGCUGUCACGGCGUUUCCCACCUUGGCAGAGUCCUCUGAGCGGAUACCGAGCGCUGUAACAGCCCUGGCAGACAGUAACAAUGUAUAAACACGUGUUCCUCACCGGCCCUCCGGGGGUCGGGAAAACCACUGCGGUGAAGAGAGUGUUGGGCAUGUUACAAUCAUCCGGGGUUCCCACCCAGGGAUUCUACACCGAGGAAGUGAGAGCAGGAGGAGGAGGCGGCAGGAGGAUAGGGUUCGACAUAGUGACCCUGUCCGGGAAGCGUGGCACCCUGUCCAGGGCCGGCCCUCACACUGACAGGCGGGAGCACAGAGUCGGGCAGUAUGUGGUAGACCUGGUGUCCUUCCAGCAGCUGGCCAUCCCAGCUCUGACCAUGGUGGACGAAGACACAGUCUGUGUGAUUGAUGAAAUCGGUAAAAUGGAACUCUGCAGUGACCCCUUCAUACAGGCUGUCCGCACAGUGCUGGAUGGUGGCAAAGCUGUCAUAUUUGGGACCAUUCCAGUCCCUAAAGGAAAGCCUUUACCACUAAUUGAGGAGAUCAGAAGAAGGCCUGAUGUCAAAGUGUUUAAUAUCACAAAGGAGAAUAGAGAUGGGAUACUUCAAGAACUCAUGGAGACCUUACAGAACUGCAGGAAAUAAUCACUUGGAAUAGAGAAACACUGCAGGAAAUAAUCUGUUGGGAUAGAGAAACACUGCAGGAAAUAAUCUGUUGGGAUAGAGAAACACUGCAGGAAAUAAUCUGUUGGGAUAGAGAAAUAAUCUAUUGGAAUACAGAAACACUGCAGGAAAUAAUCUGUUGGGAUAGAGAAAUAAUCUAUUGGAAUACAGAAACACUGCAGGAAAUAAUCUGUUGGGAUAGAGAAAUAAUCUAUUGGAAUAGAGAAACACUGCAGGAAAUAAUCUGUUGGGAUAGAGAAACACUGCAGGAAAUAAUCUGUUGGGAUAGAGAAACACUGCAGGAAAUAAUCUGUUGGGAUAGAGAAACACUGCAGGAAAUAAUCUGUUGGGAUAGAGAAACUCUGCAGGAAAUAAUCUGUUGGAAUAGAGAAAAAGAUUUGAGCAAAUCUAAUGUAAUUUUUUUUUUUCCUCUUUAUUUUGUUGUUAUUUUGAUCAUAAAUAGUACCAAGUGACGUUGUAUGUUGUUAAAGGUACUUGACAUAUAGUCUGCUAUGUACAACUCCUAUAUUGUUAUGUUGUGUUUAA
Pelobates fuscus (common spadefoot toad) is the source of this 1219-nucleotide messenger RNA. It is a transcript of the gene NTPCR, whose product is annotated as nucleoside-triphosphatase, cancer-related. Bases 95 to 655 code for a protein of 186 amino acids. The transcript has a single exon. NCBI's taxonomy places the organism in Eukaryota, Metazoa, Chordata, Amphibia, Anura, Pelobatidae. Gene Ontology annotation, molecular function: ATP hydrolysis activity. The record is from RefSeq and is a predicted model, not a curated record.